Alternaria postmessia is the source of this 1350-nucleotide messenger RNA. RefSeq lists its product as uncharacterized. Lineage: Eukaryota; Fungi; Ascomycota; Dothideomycetes; Pleosporales; Pleosporaceae. The record is from RefSeq and is a predicted model, not a curated record. The coding region runs from base 1 to 1350 and encodes 449 amino acids. The transcript is spliced from 3 exons.
AUGCGCGAUCUCCGGAAACAGGCUCUUGAGAGCCACAAGACCAUGUCGCGCAAAGCCCGUUCGCGCGUCGCAUCUACAACUGCCUCGAAGACAACUUCAGCAGUUGGAUCGCCAGCACAGUCACGCGCCGCCAGUCGCGUCCGACAUGAACAUGACUCGGAGGAUGAGGACGACUUCAGCGACGGAACUGCUUGGAGCACAGCAUCCAUCGACGAUGUCCUCAACGGUGAGGACGUGAACAUACCUGAAGACGCGUGGAAGUCUGAGCUCAACACGCGCAUCGAGCAAAUCACCAACCUCAAGCGCAGCAGCACCGAAGGCCGCACCGAAAGCCUAAAAGCAUAUGCCCACAUCCUCAAGGCCCGCUAUGCAAGGGACGAGGUCGAGGGGCAUGUAGCGGAACUGGUGUCGUCGAUGAUUAAGAGCAUCAGGCAGGAAACCACAGAGGCCGAGGUCGUUGAAGCCCUCAAAGCACUGGCUGUCACCGCCGUGACUCUUGACUCCGAUAGCAUCUACGAUGACGUGGCCGACCAACUCAAGCGCUCGAUACAGUCUUCUUCUUCCAUUGCCAUCAAAGUCAAUGCGAUCCACACCCUUGGCACAACUGCCUUCUUCGCCGGCGCCGGCGACGGUGAGAUCUUGGACAUCAUGAACCUGUUCAUCGAGAUUGUCGAAUCAGACGGCGCAUCCAUCGAUGCACAAGACGAGGGGAACGUUGUGAUUGCCGCGUUAGAAGAAUGGGGUCUCCUAGCGACCGAGAUCGAAGACCUAGAAGAGGAAACAGAGGCUGCAAUGGAAGCUUUCGUCGAGCAGCUUGAGAGCGCUGACUCUGGUGUUCAGAUCGCAGCAGGCGAGAACAUUGCACUCCUCUACGAAAAGUCCCUUACCCCACAAGAAGAAGAUGAGGACGCACCAGAAGACGAAGACUCUGACGACCCAGAGCACGUUCGGAAUGGCGAGCGAUUAGUGAAGCGCUACACCGUCUACCGAAGACAAGACCAGCUUCUACAUACGCUCGAUGAACUCGCCAACGUCUCCACGCGCCGUAUCUCCAAGAAGGACCGCAAGGCACUACACUCGUCCUUUGCAGAUAUCCGCAACACUGUCGAGAAGCCUAGUCGCGGUCCUGCUUACUCCACGGCUCUACAUGAGGAGACUGGCAAGGCCUAUGGAGCGGGCAGAAUGAAGGUCAAGAUCAACAAGAACGUGGAGAUUCGGAUCGACAAGUGGUGGAAGUUGCAGAGGCUAAACGCCCUGCGACGGACGCUGCAGGGUGGUUUCACUUACCAUUACGAUCAGAAUGAGAUGGUCUCGACGGCUCUUCCUUUCUCUAUGUCUGCAAGGCGGUAA